Messenger RNA from Psilocybe cubensis, 264 nucleotides. RefSeq lists its product as uncharacterized. Bases 1 to 264 code for a protein of 87 amino acids. The transcript is spliced from 2 exons. The record is from RefSeq and is a predicted model, not a curated record. NCBI's taxonomy places the organism in Eukaryota, Fungi, Basidiomycota, Agaricomycetes, Agaricales, Agrocybaceae.
AUGUCUAGAACAUUCCUUCUAAGAAUAGCCACUGAAGAGUCUAUAAAGACGAAAGGGCUGGUUACUUUGUCUGGCCAGAAUUCGUCCAAGGCUCCUCAACCUCAGGCCAAGAAAGCUGGCCCUUCGAAACCCAAGUCGUCGUCGACGCCUUCGCAGAGGAAGCCUCAAACCAAGGCUUCCAACAAGGUCGACAACAAGAAGAAAGGGAAGGGGAGAGCUCCCGUCAAGAACGAUCCAAAGGGAAAGGGAAAGGCAAGAGCCUAG